AUGUUUUAUAAUCUUCCAAGAACACCAUAUAUAAAAACAAGAGUGCAGCCAAGAGUAUUAUAUAAUGGAUUUGAGAAGUACAAGUAAGAAACUAUAGAAGCACAAAAAUAGUAAAGGUUUAGAAUACAUAUGAAUAUUAUCAUUAUUUAUAGAAGAAAAAGGAGUAUUCAGAUUAAUAAAAGGAGUUAUUGGAAGGAUUAAAAAUAGAUAAUGAUGAUAUGAAGAAAUUAUCAUAUUCAGUAAAAUGUUUCGGAGUGAGUAAUAAAGAAGGAAAAUUCGGAGUUUAAAGCUAGCGAAAAUUUAUGGGGGGAUCAUUCGAAUCUUAAUCACCUUAUGAGGUGAAUAUUUAAAGUGAAAGAAUAUCUUAUCCUUUCAAGUCAAAACGCCUAAUUACAAGUAGAAGAUAAUAAAGAGACAAAUAGAAACCCCUCUCAGAAAUUAUUAAAUUACCAGAUAGACCCGAAACAGUCAGAACAGAAUAAGUCUCAAAUGUCGAUAGAAUUGUUAAGAAAUCCCGCUUAAAGUUUAGACAAUAACAUUCUCAACCAUAGCCCUAGAUAGCAUUCGAUAAAACAAAAGCUAAGUAUCAAUCUUAUAGUCGUCUUCUCUCAGAAGCCCAUAGUCAUGAAAGCUUUUAUAAAAUACUUAGUCCUUGA
Molecule: messenger RNA, 656 nt
Organism: Paramecium sonneborni
Lineage: Eukaryota; Ciliophora; Oligohymenophorea; Peniculida; Parameciidae
Source: the annotation of a GenBank genome assembly